This is a messenger RNA of Chionomys nivalis (European snow vole), 606 nucleotides long. Its product is annotated as DNA-directed RNA polymerase I subunit RPA12. Gene Ontology annotation, cellular component: RNA polymerase I complex. Bases 11 to 382 code for a protein of 123 amino acids. The record is from RefSeq and is a predicted model, not a curated record. Gene Ontology annotation, molecular function: zinc ion binding; DNA-directed RNA polymerase activity; nucleic acid binding. The transcript has a single exon. NCBI's taxonomy places the organism in Eukaryota, Metazoa, Chordata, Mammalia, Rodentia, Cricetidae. Gene Ontology annotation, biological process: DNA-templated transcription; termination of RNA polymerase I transcription.
CUCAUCUGCCAUGGAACUGGCCAGCCCCCACUCCAAUUUUCAAUCAGACUUGGAUUUCUGCCCGGAUUGCGGCUCGGUCCUGCCGCUGCCCGGAGCUCAGGAUACUGUCAUCUGCCCUCGCUGUGGCUUCUCCAUAGACGUGCGAGAUUUCGAAGGGAAGGUUGUGAAGACCUCGGUUGUGUUCCACAAACUGGGGACGGUCAUACCUACAUCUGUGGACGAAGGACCUGAAUCCCAGGGACCAGUGGUUGACAGGCGCUGCCCUCGAUGUGGUCAUGAGGGAAUGGCGUACCACACCAGACAGAUGCGCUCAGCUGAUGAAGGACAGACUGUCUUCUAUACCUGUGUCAACUGCAGGUUUCAGGAAAAGGAAGAUUCUUGAUCUCUCCUGGCAACUCAGCAACACUGCUCUUCCUCUUGGGAGGUGAAGAUAGUCCUUUGAGGCCUCCCUCCCCUCUGGGUACAGUGCUAUGUUCUCAGAAUAAGAUUAUCACCCCCAGCUGGGCGGUGGUGACACACCUUUCAUCCCAGCAUUCGGGAGGCAGAGGCAGGUGGAUCUCUGUGAGUUUGAGGCCAACCUGGUCUACAACAGCUAGUUCCAGGACA